Molecule: messenger RNA, 990 nt
Organism: Fonsecaea erecta
Lineage: Eukaryota; Fungi; Ascomycota; Eurotiomycetes; Chaetothyriales; Herpotrichiellaceae
Exons: 1
Coding region: 1-990 (329 amino acids)
Source: RefSeq, a predicted model, not a curated record
AUGUCGGUGGACUGCGUCAGAGACCUGAGCUCCGGCACGGAGACGGUCAGCCGCCAGAACAUGUACAGGUGCUGCAGGACGUGCAUGACGCUGGACCCGACCUUGUACGUGCAGCCGUCCGCGGGCAUCCUCAGGGCCCUGAUCGACCUCUCGACCGUGAACAGCCACUUCACCGCCAUCGAGGCCGAGUUGGCGAUCAGGUCCACCGCCCCGGGCAGGGUCAAGCCGUUGUUCAUGAGCAUGUUCGUGAGCGUGCCGGAGUUCAGGGACGGCAUCCUGCGCAUACUCUCGCCCUACGACGUGGCCAGGUUGAUGGACGCGGGGUUCACCUCGUACAGGGAGGGCUUGACGAGGGCGGAGAUGCUGACGUGCAUGCCGAUGUACAGGAACCUGUUCACGGACGGGUCGUGGCUGAUGAAGAUGAACAGCAGCGGGUACACCGUGGUGGUCGUGAGCAGGCACUUGGACAAGUUCUCGUUCAGGAACAACUACCCGCGCAGGUAUACGUCCUGCAACAACAGGUGGACGGUGGUCAUGCUGUUGGCCGUCGGCAGGAACGGGACCAGCGACGAGGAGAGAAUGAUGUACGAGAGCAACUUCAGGUCCAGUAUCAGGGGCAGGCACGGGUCGUUCGUGAUGGACGGGAACGAGAUCGUGGUCAUGGACGAGGAGAGCAUCAUGAUCUGCCUGCCGAACGCCGUCAUGUGGGCGGAGAGCACCACGGACGGGACUCCGACCGUGACGGUGUACAUGAGGAGGUGUAUGUUCAAGUCCCUGUUCCAGAUCGAGUCCCGCGACAGGGUGUCGACCUCGUACACCUACCUGAACGGGCGGAUGGAGACCAUCAUGGACGUGUAUCUGUCCAGGACCGAGUGCAUCGAGGGGGACGCGGAGAGGAGCGUCUGGAAGACCGAGGGCAGCGGUGUGAUCUCCGUCGUGUGCCCGUUCGCCGACCCGCUGAUGAACCCGAACAUGGUGAUGUCGCUGUAG